GCGCGUUUGCACAUGGCCGCACCGGGGGGAAAUGCCGCUCGUCGUGUUUUGUGGGUUGCCGUACUGCGGCAAGAGCCGGCGGGCGGAGUUGCUCCGUGGGGCGCUGGCGGCCGAGGGCCACACGGUAUACGUGGUGGACGACGCGGCAGUGCUGGGUGCGGAGGACGCAACAGUGUACAGCGAUGCGGCCCGUGAGAAGGCGUUGCGUGGGGCCCUGCGAGCCGCGGUAGAGCGGCGCCUGAGUCGCCACGAUGUGGUCAUUCUCGAUUCGCUUAAUUACAUCAAGGGCUUCCGCUACGAGCUCUACUGUCUGGCGCGGGCAGCGCGCACCCCCCUGUGCCUGGUCUAUUGCGUACAGCCAAGCCGUCUGAGCGGGGGCCCCCAGGUGGCCGACACGGAGGAGAGGCGGAGCCGGAACCUCAGUGUAAGUUGGACCCCGCGCUCUGAGAAGGGCGGGAGAACACUCGUUGCCGGCAUCCGUGUUCUCGGGGAACCGCAAACUGUGGAUUCUGUGAAUGGGAGCGCCCAGGACAGCGUACCUAAGGAACUGGGACCGGAGGAAACCAGGGCACCACAUCUUCCAGCUGUCGUGACUCCAGAAUUUGAGAACUCUUCAAAGCAUAUGUCCAGUGCCUUUUACCCUCCGGAACUUCUGGAGGCUCUAAUGUUGCGCUUUGAGGCCCCAGACUCUCGGAACCGCUGGGAUAGGCCCCUGUUCACGUUGGUGGGCUUGGAGGAGCCAUUGCCGCUGGCGGAGAUUCGCGCAGCCUUGUUUGAAAACCAGGCUCCUCCACCCCAUCAGUCUACCCAGUCUCAGCCCCUUGCCUCCAGCAGCUUUCUACACCAGUUGGAUCAGGUUACCAGCCAGGUGUUGGUGGGAUUGAUGGAAGCGCAAAAAAGCGCCCUCCCUGGAGACUUCCUUAAGCUUCCUGGUACCACGGAGCACCUGCGGUUUACCAGGCCCUUGACCAUGGCAGAAUUGAGUCGUCUUCGUCGCCAGUUUAUUUCCUACACCAAAAUGCAUCCUAACAAUGAGAACCUGCCUCAGUUGGCCAACAUGUUUCUGCAGUAUCUAAGCCAGAGCCUCCAUUAAGCAGAAGAUAAAGGAGAAAGCCAUGGCUCUUAAUCUGCACUGCUUUAAUUUCUUUGGGAAGAAUUGUCUAAAGGUUUGCAGAGCUAUUGAUGUGUGGUACUCAGCUAUUGUGACUGAUUUUGAGAACUGACAUCAGAGAUCUAGCUUGGAGGAUCUUGGCAAAUUUCUCUGAAGACAGAGCUCAGUUUGCUUAGAUUGGGUUCCAUGUGGGUUAUCACACACCACUGGUUUCCCCCUUGCAUUGGAGUUAUGGGAGAACAGACUGGAUGGAUGAUUUAUUUUUAAAAACAAUUGUGAGCAGAGACCGAAGAUGACACAGUUCUGCAUCUGUUCUGACCCUUCUGUCAUUUCACAGUUUUUGUGGAUUGCCCUUGAUGGUGAUUAUCCAUAAGUCCUGGUGUGGAGCUUGCAAAGCUUUAAAGCCCAAAUUUGCAGAAUCUACAGAAAUUUCA
Condylura cristata (star-nosed mole) is the source of this 1545-nucleotide messenger RNA. It is a transcript of the gene KTI12, whose product is annotated as KTI12 homolog, chromatin associated (S. cerevisiae). The coding region runs from base 32 to 1093 and encodes 353 amino acids. The record is from RefSeq and is a predicted model, not a curated record. The transcript has 3 exons. NCBI's taxonomy places the organism in Eukaryota, Metazoa, Chordata, Mammalia, Eulipotyphla, Talpidae.